UACGCCGUGACGCAUGAAUGUUGUGUCUGCGGGGAAGAUGGCGGACUCAGUAGCGGCUGGACUUGCGGACGAAAACGAGACCGAAAAUGAGGAUAAGGAAAGGGAGAAACGACUCUUCAGCGGCGUCAGAAAGACGGAGGAACAAGCCGCCGCAUCAGACCUCACAGAAACUCUGGGAUUUUACGAGAGGAAGGCGAAAUACAAAGAGAGAAAGAGCAAUGUGUCAGAUCCCUCUCUGGUGAGGUUUAUCAGUGCUGAGUUGACUAGAGGAUAUUUUCUGGAGCACAAUGAAGCCAAAUACACCGAGCGGAGAGAGAGGGUCUACACCUGCCUGCGUAUCCCGAAAGAACUGGAGAAGCUGAUGAUGUUUGGGUUUUUCCUGUGUCUGGAUGUGUUUCUGUACGUGUUCACUCUGCUGCCUCUCAGAGUGUUGCUGGCCUUGAUCCGACUGCUGACACUGCCCUGCUGCGGCCUCAGUGGAUCUCGUAUCUUGCAGCCCGCUCAGGUGUGUGAUGUUCUGAAGGGUGUCAUUAUGGUUCUGUGUUAUUUCAUGAUGCAUUAUGUGGAUUAUUCCAUGAUGUACCACAUGAUCCGGGGUCAGUCUGUCAUAAAACUCUACAUCAUCUAUAACAUGCUGGAGGUGGCAGAUCGCUUGUUUUCAUCUUUCGGUCAGGAUAUUCUGGAUGCUUUGUACUGGACUGCCACUGAACCGAAAGAGAGGAAGAGAGCUCAUAUAGGAGUCAUCCCACAUUUCUUCAUGGCUGUUCUCUACGUCUUUCUGCAUGCCAUUCUGAUUAUGGUUCAGGCCACCACACUGAACGUGGCCUUCAAUUCACAUAACAAGUCGCUGCUCACCAUCAUGAUGUCUAAUAAUUUUGUUGAGAUCAAAGGAAGCGUAUUCAAGAAAUUUGAGAAAAACAACCUCUUCCAGAUGUCCAAUAGCGACAUUAAAGAAAGAUUUACAAACUACACACUCUUACUAAUCGUCUGUCUCAGAAACAUGGAGCAGUUCUCCUGGAAUCCAGAUCAUCUAUGGGUGUUGUUUCCUGAUGUCUGUAUGGUGAUCGCCUCGGAGACUGCAGUGGACGUUGUCAAACAUGCCUUCAUCACCAAGUUUAACGACAUCACGGCAGAUGUCUACAGUGAAUACAGAGCAAGCUUGGCAUUUGAUCUGGUCAGCAGCAGACAGAAGAAUGCAUACACAGACUACAGUGACAGUGUGUCUAGGAGGAUGGGCUUCAUUCCUCUUCCUCUUGCACUACUGUUGAUCCGAGUGGUGACCAGCUCUGUGAAGAUCCAGGGAUCUCUGUCCAUUGUGUGUGUUGUGCUCUUCUACCUGGGUAUGAUCACCCUGAAGGUGCUGAACAGUAUUGUGUUGUUGGGGAAAUCCUGUAUGUACGUGAAAGAGGCCAAUAUGGAGGAGAAGCUGUUUCAGAAUCCUCCCUCUGCAGCUCCCAGCAGAGCGUCUAGCAGAGCCCACCGAACCAAACACACACGAGAACCAGCAGGUGAGCCAGCAGAGGAGGGCUUGUCUGCAUCAGUCACCACUCAGCCCAGCCAAAGUGACGAAUGCCCCGCCCCUCAGCUCCCCACCAGCCAAUCAGAUCAGUUCCUCACUACACCAGAUGAAUCAGAAGAGAAAAGCCUUAUUCAGGACGAUACCGAACUUAAACACAGGGUGCCCAAAAAAGACUUGCUGGAGAUUGACCGCUUUACUAUCUGCGGUAACCGUAUUGACUGACAUUGAUAUGCACCUUCAUGUGUAAGAGUGACGCCAAGUAUGCACUGAAAUGCCCGCCCUCUCUGCUAGCUUGAUUGACAUUUGAGCUCGUUGGAUUGGGACAGCGAGAAACUGCAGGAUAUUUAUUAAUAAGUGAUGCACCUAAUUUAUUUAAGACUUAAACACAGACAGUCACACACAGUUUUACCCAUCUGGAAUCCACCCAGUGAAGUUUUCAAGAGGCUCGAGAUCACCAGCGGAGGUCACCUUUGGACGGCGGGGGAGAUCUUGGUCUGAUGGUCACUGUGCUUACCUUUCAAAGGAGGCAUCAAAUGAAGAAAAUGAGAAAAGGGAUGGAUUAUAUUCCUAAAUUACAGAUUCAGAAGAUUCCAUACAUGUGUGGAACAAAAUAGGAUGCAAAUACUCCAAAAAUGUAAUAUGCAGUGCUCCAAAACAAAUGUUAAAAAUUCUAUUUGCAAGUGUCCCUUCAUCUACAAUUCUCAAAUUCCCUCAAAGACUUUUAGUUUGAAAUAUCACCAUGUUCAUUGUCAGUCAGAUGUGUUAGGCAGAUUUUUUUUUUUUUUGUAUCUUUGAGACAGCAGGCUAAAAUACCGUAUCACAUGUUUAAUUAUGAAGACAGUUGCUCAUUUAUGACUGAAUGACUAAAUUUCAGUUUAAAGACAGGGUUACCAAUGACAAAAUUAAUUAAAAAAAUGUUUUGCAUUGUUGCACCUUUUAAAAGGCCAUUGUGAGUAAGUGAUACUGCGAUGAAACGCAUGCCUGUGAUAUUUGGAUUGAUUUAAGCACUGCAUCUGAAUGAAAGGAUAGUUGAUUAAUGCAAGAUAGUCGCAUAGAAUCAGAAAACUGAAUCUACUUCAGUAGCGUAAUGUGUUUUGUUAAAAUGAAGGAAUUAAAUAUUUUCCAUUUAAGGAUGGAAAGUCUGUUUUUUCCCCCUCAAGCGUUUAUUGCACAGAGAGUAGCGUAUCAGAUGAACGAUCAUACAUUGAUGCUGAUGCUAAAUAGUCAAUUACCAACAUUCCAAACUUCAGAAUCUUGACCAAAGCAAAGCUGAAUUUACAGCCUUUUGCUAAUAUCUUGGGUGUAUAUUUAAAAAAAAAAAAAGGCCUGUUGACCCCAAAUAAACAGUUUUUAUAGGUCAAUGAGCAUCAGAAUCCAGUAAUGUAAGAUAUGAGUCAACGUUUCAGAAUAACCAACUUAUCAGUUAACAGUCACAUCUGUGAAUGUCCAUGAUCAGUAAUAUAUGCCCAUGCAUCAUGUAUAGUGCAUUAUCAUCAUAGACAAUAAUUUUUUGUACAUUUGAUUUGCAUAACAGACCACACUCUUAAAAAAAAAACUUUUUAUAAACCACUAAUGUCUCUUUGUAGUGCUGGAUGUCAGAAUUUAAGUUUUUGUUUUCUCUCUCUCAGUAAUGACAACUUGUUUUGUUUUUCUGUUUAUUGUUUAUUUUUGACUGCGUUUGGAAUUUGUAUUUCUUGUAUUACAAAUGUGUGGCUAUAAUGGCUUUGCUUUGUAAUAUCAUCAUCAUGGUGACCACGGUGGCAUGGUCGUAUUGUGUAAGGUGCUCAGUUUUUUCAAAAACAAAAGGUUGUUUGAUUUUAAUUAUCAUUUAGGAAGAUUAUUACGUGAAAAUAUCAAAUAUGCCAAGGAACUGUUUACCCUCAGUUAUCAAACUAAUGCAAACUCACAUUUUUCAAAACCUUUUCAGAAGCAUUCACUUGACUUAAACUGCCAAAAUGAUAUCAGCGAGCAUUUCUCAUUGUUUUUACAUUCGAAACACUGAUGUUAGAAAUACUUCUGCUUCUUUUUGAAAGAAAGAGAGCAUUUUAAGCAAAUGUUUGGUUCUGUUGUGCUUUUCAGUGUAACUGCCUGUGCUUUCCCGGAGGUUCAGUCACCUUUUGGCUCUUGAAAUAAGGCUGAAGUUUGGCUGUGCUGGAUAUGGAUCAGUACUGCUUGAUUGAACCUUUCUAAUUCAUACUCGUAUCCAUUUAUUUGGAAAUACAUUCAGAUCCAGCCAUCCCGUUCUUUCCACACUGCUGGACUUCACUGCUGUUUUCUCUCACUGGUCAAUAUCAGUUUGUUGUUUUCGGUGUGUUUUUGUACCCAUAUCGGCUUCAGCCUGUAGAAACUGAAGAGGAAUGACGAUGUCAAAUCCCUUGUGUGGGAUGUUUCAGAGACAGAAUUGGGGAGAGGAAUCAGGGCAUUGUGUUUAUUAAAGUUUUGUUGUUUUGUA
Messenger RNA from Sinocyclocheilus anshuiensis, 3971 nucleotides. RefSeq names its product transmembrane anterior posterior transformation protein 1 homolog. The record is from RefSeq and is a predicted model, not a curated record. Gene Ontology annotation, cellular component: endoplasmic reticulum membrane; ciliary basal body. Gene Ontology annotation, biological process: positive regulation of cilium assembly. Lineage: Eukaryota; Metazoa; Chordata; Actinopteri; Cypriniformes; Cyprinidae. The transcript has 14 exons. Bases 14 to 1741 code for a protein of 575 amino acids.